UUCGUCAACUAGGGUUUUUCAUUCCCUCAAUUAAACUCCAUUUAUGUUUUCUUUAGCUUUGUUGUUAAGCUAGUCGGAGAAAAGUACUAAUCGAAACGGAAAAAGGUAAAAAGUUUCUAAUACGUUCUACGUUUGUUUUAAUGAAUACCCCAACUGAAGAAAAGCAGAGAAGGAAGUCGAUAGGUACUCCAGGUUCUUCGAAUGGUGGUUUGAAUCUUGGCGGAGGCAAAACCAGAAGGUACUCGAUUGGUGUAGCAAGUUCUCAGAAGGGUGUUGGAGAAGAAGGUAAUGUUGUCCCUAAUUAUCUCAGAGCUUCGACUGGUUCUUGUCAUGAUUUCUGUAAAUACGGUAAGAAACACGAACACUCUAAAUCGGCAAUUCCUAUAACGUUCAAAAGAACAACGAUCGUCAGUAAAGAGAAAUUUACAAAGACUGUAGUUCCAAUAGAAAGAAACAAGACAAAAAUGGUGGCAAAACUCGAGCCUUCUACAGAUUCCAUAAUUCGGACGCCUUUUGAACCCCAUGAUGUUUCUUUACGAUCCAAGAAAGCACAAGUUUCAAAACGGAUUUCGUCAACAAAUAGAAAAGCAACAGAAAGUGAGCUUAAAAUGCCUGUGAACCCUUCUUCAUCUGUCAAUGAUGCUUCAGCAUCAGCAGGGACGAACAGCAGGAUUAAAAAGAAAGACAUCAGAGCUGUAAAAAAGACGGGAGUGGCACCUACAACUACAAUGGCUGCUACCCUAAAGAGGAUUGUUGUCAAAACUACCCCAAUUGAAUCACAGUCUUCUAAACGUUCCUUCGAUAGGGCUGCAAGUUUGAAGGCAAUAAAAGACAAGAACCUUAAGCAGGUGUCUCCUUUAAAGGAUCAAAACAGGAUGCAAAAAAACGAGCUCAAGAAACUGAUCACCGACAAUGUUCAGACAAAAAACUUGCACGGUGGUGAUGCAGAAUCCGAGGCCAAACCUCAGACCAUGGAGUUUGAAUUUAUUUGUUCAACUAUUGAAACUAUUCAGUCUCCCCCACCUCCAUCAAUGGAGUUGAUUUCAGACAAAAAUGUUAUAGAAGAAGAGUCGAUGAUCGUGCAUCCAGUCUACGAAAGCUCUCAACUUUUUCCAGAUAAAGAACUUCUAGAAGAGUCGUUAAUUGUACCACCUGGCUUCGAAAGCUCCCAAUCUUCUUCAGACAGAGAAUUGUUAGAAGGGUCAUCGAUCAAACCUACGAUCUCUGAAAGAUCUCAGUCUUCUUAUGAGGAAGGGGUUCUAGAAGAAGAUUUUGAAUAUACUGAUGGUGAAGAAGUUGAAUCUUUUUGUGAGGAAGAGUUUGAAGGCACCGAUGAUGAGGAAGUUUUUCCCUCUGGAAAUAAUGAUGAACCGGAAACUUUAGGGACGCAGACCAAGAUCCCAAGAAAGGGCAGAAUGGUAAAUUCUGAAGACAAAGAUGAGGAGGGUGUGAAGUUAAGAUUCAGAAGGGGAACGGUUCUUGAUCUUCAAUCUGAGAAUAAUGGUCCUAGAAGGCUCAAAUUCAAGAGGAGAGUCAUUGAGGGUAAUGAAGAUGGUCAAACCAUUGCCAGAAGAACUUAUAAAAACAAAACUCUUGAUCUUCAAGCCGAGAUCAACGGUCCUAGAAGGCUCCCUUUCAGGAAAGGGAAAGUUAUGGAGGGUCAUGAGCAUGACGGCAAACGUAUUGCUAGAAGAACUUUUGAAAAGAAAUAUAUUGAAGAAAAAGACGAUUCUAACCAUGGUCUCGAAAGUGUUGUUUUGAAGCAUCAAGGUGAGCAGGGCAAAAAAGACGCUCAGGGGUUGUUCAAUAACGUCAUAGAAGAAACAGCAAGUAAACUCGUUGAAAGCCGAAAGAGUAAAGUGAAGGCAUUGGUGGGUGCUUUUGAAACCGUAAUCUCCCUCCAAGAUUCCAAACCAUCUUCUACGUAACAAAUGGAAACUUUUCUUUCACAAGAACUCGGGUUUUGUAAAGAAACCGUAGAUGAAGAGCCUGGUGUGCUUGUGAUGGGAAUAACUGAAUCACUAUCUGGGAGUUUUAUGCAAAUGAAUAGGGAUGAUCUGAGGACGUCCGUGGGCUGCUGGUAAUUGAGGUAUGUGGCUGCUUUUGCUUUUGGUGUUACUUUCUUUUUUCGAUCUCUUUUCGCUAUCUUUUUUUGCAGUUUGACUUACGUACGAAUAAAUGAAGUGACAAUCUUACUAUCAGGUUUACUAAUAUGCAAACUUGUCCACAUAGUUGAGUGCUUGUUUGAUCUGUGUAUGAUUUGGUUUUCUUUUGAAAUUGAUCAAGUUUAGGGUUUGUGGAACAAUGUUGACAAUCUUACAGUAAU
Molecule: messenger RNA, 2326 nt
Organism: Cynara cardunculus var. scolymus (artichoke)
Lineage: Eukaryota; Viridiplantae; Streptophyta; Magnoliopsida; Asterales; Asteraceae
Exons: 2
Coding region: 141-1928 (595 amino acids)
Molecular function (GO): calmodulin binding
Source: RefSeq, a predicted model, not a curated record